UUCUCUUUUCUUUCCUUAGCCAAUAAAAAACAUCAUCUUAUCAAUCUCUGUGAUAUUUUAUAUUCUCUCCAUGAGCGAUAGAAGGAAAUAUUCAACCAAUUCUGUGAUACAUUUACAGAAAUAUUUAUGAUCACAGCAGACUUGUCUAUUGACAAUUCCCAUUUCAGGACAAAUUUCUGCAGGGAUUCCUUGUUUUUAAUUCCUCGUUAUCACGCUUGAUUAUUUCCUUUCGUCUCUUCCCCAAAAUUUAACACUCUUUAUCAAUAGUGGAAGAAGUUGUGCUUACGUGUACAGCAUCACUUGUGAAUUAGACCAAAUUCAAUGGCUCAAUCACUCUGCGAACUGUUCAAUAGCAUGGAAUUCGACAAGGAAGUCAGCGCGAAGGCGAAGAAGCUCUUCUCUGAUGCCCAGGAUGUGGCUGAGUCGAAAACCGGCUUCCGAUGUUACAAAUUGACCGCAUUUACGGAGAAAACCUUUGAUGUGGCUCUGAGUCUGGUCAAGAGCAAUCAGGACUUGAUUGCUGAACUGGAGGAAUUGGCUGACAUUGCUCCCAGAAACGUGACAAGGGAGCAUCUCAGGAAGGCCCUAGAGAUAGCUGAGCACUAUGGAAAGUUCAGUUAUAGAUCGUCGGGAGUUGUGCAGGAGUUUGUGUGGACAAAGAAGUCAUCAGUCUUUGAGAUUGUUCUGGAUUUGCUUUCGGCACUUCAAGCCAGUGAAGCAAUCCAGGUUAGAGUGGAUUCUUCCCGGAAUGCGACUUUCCAGUUCAUCUCGGCCGCAUUCACCGUUGAGACUGUGAAUGAGGAGGACGUUCCAGCUCUGCAAGAGGACAAGAAGCACUUCUGCACGCUGUUCGUGACGGAAUCCGGCGAUUUGCAGUCUGCUUCGGAUGUCCUUGUUGAGUCCUUCAACGACAACACUUCUCCGUGGAAGAUCAGGAAUCUCCUCUUGCAGGAGUGUGUAGAAGAAAGAUUCCUGGAAUUGCUACUGCCCAAAGUACAGAAAUACCACAAAGUCUUCACAUCUUCUGCGGACUUCCAGCAGAGCUUCAGAAGUGCUCUCGCCACUGCCUCAAAAAUGCAUCUCAAGAUGUUCAGCAACUCCCGGGACACUGAGGAGAUAAAACCGACGAUUGUCUUGGGCCAGAAUAGGUCAUACUUUGAUCAGGCUGGGAGUGACAUUGCACCCAUUGUGGUGAUGAACAUUUUCCGGACGGUCAAGGAGGGAAUUGGAAUGCUGAACGCCUCAAACGGAGGAUCAGUGUCAAUUUGGAGUGAGAAGCUCUCUAUCGCUUAUGAGAUUGCCAACGGCGCGAAUACGCCCAGCGUGUGGAUAAACAGUCUGGCCAAGUUCACUCCAGAAAUUCCCUUUUCGUUCGUGUUUGGCGGAAUUACUUACGGUUCGGAGAUCGCUGUGCUGGAGAAGAUGCUGUUCCAGAAGCGCCACGGACGCAACAAUGCCAUAUCGCAGGACGACCUCAGGACCUUCUGCAACUACCCAUCGACAUCGCUGGUCAUUGGCGGGAAGUAUCAUUUCGAGUGCCUCAUUGGGGCCCUGCAGAAUGCCCACUUGGUGGAGUCAAACCUCAUCAAGAUCGGCACGGAUGACAUCAAGAAUCGCUUCCGGGAGAUUCUCUCGUCGUGCACUCGCGUCAAAUGCCAGAAUCUCGCCAGUGUCUACACUCAGCGGAAGACCAUCGUCUUCCCGUUCGGCGAAACUUUUGCCAACUGA
Messenger RNA from Phlebotomus argentipes, 1728 nucleotides. RefSeq lists its product as uncharacterized. Lineage: Eukaryota; Metazoa; Arthropoda; Insecta; Diptera; Psychodidae. Bases 322 to 1728 code for a protein of 468 amino acids. The record is from RefSeq and is a predicted model, not a curated record. The transcript has 2 exons. Gene Ontology annotation, molecular function: oxidoreductase activity, acting on the aldehyde or oxo group of donors, NAD or NADP as acceptor.